AUGGGUUACACUAAGCGUUUCUUUGCCAUUAGCUACAUUACUGUCGCAUUCUCACUCGCUGUCGGACUGACUGUCCCACUGUCGCAAAGGCAUGAUGGUCAUCAACAUACAGCACGUGCUACAUGCUCUCCAAGACCUUCUGGCCUCAAGCUACCUGCGCCUGGUGACACCUGGAACUAUGUGCUUCACAACCCUAUCGCGAACCCAUCAAAGAUCGACACCACGAUCGCUGUGUGGGGAAUCGACCUCUUUGACAAUACCGCAGCUACAAUCUCCACCAUGAAGGGCAAAGGUGCCAAUGUCAUCUGCUACUUUUCUGCAGGAAGUUAUGAAGACUGGCGAACAGAUGCAUCCAAGUUCAUCAUCGACGAUCUUGGGAACGAACUUGAUGGCUGGCCGGGCGAGAGAUGGGCCGACAUUCGCAUCAAGAAUGUUCGAGAUAUCAUGAUAUCCCGCUUAGACCUCGCAAAGUCAAAGGGUUGUAACGGUGUGGACCCGGACAAUAUUGACGGCUUCAACAAUGACAACGGACUGAAUCUUAAGGAAGCCGAUUCCGUCGACUACGUCACUUUCCUUGCCAACGAGGCUCACAAACGUGGCCUCACCAUUUCGUUGAAGAAUGCUGCCUCAAUUAUUCCAGAUGUCAUUGAUUGUGUCGAUUUCAGCGUCAAUGAACAAUGUCAUCAAUACACUGAAUGCAACGACUUUGCUACGUUUAUCAAGCACAAAAAGCCUGUUUUCCAGGUUGAGUACCCCAAAGGAGAUGAGGUCAACAACGACAAGCCAGUCUCUGAUUCGGUGAAGAAGAGCAUCUGCAAAGAUCCCACUUCUGCAGGCUUUUCCACAAUCAUCAAAAACAUGAACCUGGACAAUUGGAUUCAGAAGUGCUAA
Molecule: messenger RNA, 891 nt
Organism: Exophiala bonariae
Lineage: Eukaryota; Fungi; Ascomycota; Eurotiomycetes; Chaetothyriales; Herpotrichiellaceae
Exons: 1
Coding region: 1-891 (296 amino acids)
Source: RefSeq, a predicted model, not a curated record